This is a messenger RNA of Platichthys flesus (European flounder), 7433 nucleotides long. It is a transcript of the gene mgll, whose product is annotated as monoglyceride lipase. Gene Ontology annotation, cellular component: membrane. Lineage: Eukaryota; Metazoa; Chordata; Actinopteri; Pleuronectiformes; Pleuronectidae. The transcript has 8 exons. Gene Ontology annotation, molecular function: lipase activity. The record is from RefSeq and is a predicted model, not a curated record. The coding region runs from base 188 to 1084 and encodes 298 amino acids.
AAACGUCGCUGACUGCAUUCUUCUCUUGACGGGAGGCGAGAGCAGAGCGUAUACGAGAGGAGAGAGAGAUAGAGCGAAAGAGAGACAUACAUCCAAAUUGGGAGAAGGAACCAGGGAGAGAAAGAGAGAGAGCGAAUCCGAGGAGAAGCUGAAACUUCAGUGCAGACGCUCCUGCUCAGAACCCUCCAUGCCGGAGCCGGGAGCUGCUCCGCGGCGGAGCCCGCAGGGAGUCCCCUACACCGACCUGCAGCACAUCGUCAACGCCGACGGACUGCACCUGUUCUGCCGCUACUGGGAGCCCGCCAGCCCGCCAAGGGCUCUGGUGUUUAUUGCCCACGGAGCAGGAGAGCACUGUGGGCCAUACGAUGAGAUCGCACAGAGACUGAAGGAACUGUCCCUGCUGGUGUUUGCACACGACCACGUUGGUCAUGGUCAGAGUGAAGGCGACAGGAUGAUCAUCAAAGACUUCCAGGUUUUCAUCAGAGACUCCCUGCAGCACAUCGACCAGAUGAAGUCCCUCCACCCGGACCUCCCUGUCUUCAUCGUGGGUCACUCCAUGGGUGGUGCUAUCUCCAUCCUGACGGCCUGUGAGAGGCCCAAUGAUUUUGCUGGAGUGGCUCUGAUAGCGCCGAUGGUCCAGAUGAACCCAGACUCAGCCACACCCUUCAAGGUUUUUCUGGCAAAGGUCCUGAACCACUUGCUUCCCAGCCUCGAACUGGGCAACUUCGAGUCUAAAUGGAUCUCACGGGACAAGACGAAGGUGGAGGCGUACGAUGCCGAUGAGCUGAACUACCACGGCGGGCUGCGGGUGUCGUUCGGCAUGCAGCUGAUGGGCGCCGCGGCUCGCAUCGAGAAGGAGAUCCCGUCCAUCAGCUGGCCCUUCCUGCUCCUGCACGGUGACAUGGACAAGCUCUGCCACAUCAGCGGCUCUAAGAUGAUGCACGACAACGCUCCCAGCUCAGACAAGAAACUCAAGGUGUAUGAGGGAGGCUUCCACGCCCUCCACCACGACCUGCCAGAAGUGGCCGAGUCCACGAUGAAGGAGGUGACGAGCUGGAUCAAAGAGCGCCUCCCCGCCUCGUAGACAUGUUGCUUGUCCAACCCAGUCGGCGCUCCAACGCACCAGCCCACCUCGUCCCAAGAGAUAUGUUCACUUUCCGGUGGUCGUUCGGGCUCAACAGCACCACUACACUUUCUAUUCGGACAACAAUACAUAGGGGCGUAAAAACUCUUCUCCUCAGUGUGAUACAAUUGACUUGAAAUGACACAGCCCCAAACAGCCCACUCAUUUAAAGCAGGUGUUGGGGUCAGAAACCAUUUCUUUGUCAGUAAAUCCUAGAAUCAUCUGUUUAUUUCAUCCGCAUCCCUUUCCCAAGUGCAACUCAAGCUCAUUUAACUCAUUUAAGCCGUAGUUCAAAGUGCAAUAAUGAAGUCUCCAUCUACGUGCAGGACAGAUUUUUUUUGAAUUUGCAAUGUGAUAUAUCAGUGACCACUUCCUCCUGAGGUCAGAUGUCGGGAUCAGCUCGAGGACAAGGCCCUGGACUUACAGUUUUCUCUCCUCCUCCGCUGCACUUUUGACACACGCGUUUCUCAUAGAGACAAGUGAAAACUUAUUGGGUAAACACUGGUGUCUCCAUAUUCACUUUCAUUGGGGAGAGCGUGGCCUAGGGGAUAGAGCGGUUGCUCUGCAACAUGAAGGUUGCCGGUUUGAAACCCACUCUUUCCCAUCUGCAUGCCUAAGUGUCCUUGGCAAGAUACUGAACCCCUAAAUGGCCCCUCAUAAAUGUUGAGUGUAUUAAAAAUGUAAGUCGCCUUAGACAAAAGCAUCAGCUUAAUGACAUGUAAUUUAGUUAACUUCCCCCACCAACCCUUUUUUCUGUUUAAUUCUCCUCUUUGUAAUUUUUCUUAAAACUAUGUCCACUAAUAAUUCUUGGCCAUUGAAGGGAAAGCAGACUGACAGGUGAAUCUGUUUUGUUGGCCUUGUCUCCGCAUUACAGGGAGAGUGUACGGGUCGAGAGGUCAAACGUUCUCUCCUCUCUGUGACCUUUGACCUUCAAUGUCAGUCACUCUUUGAAACCGUAACAUCGUUAAACUCCGGCUGCAGACCCGGGCACAGCUGGGAAACGAGAGGCACACAUUGAUCCGUUUGAUGAGGACAAGGGUGGAGCUCCUUCACUCACAUAGCAUCUGCCAUUUCACCAAUCCACUUUUGAGUUAUAUGGCUGAUUGAUUCCUUGCUUGGCCGAGCACAGUGGGGAUCCAGCCUCUGUUUCAGAACAAUGACAGCUUUUUCUUUUUGGAAAAACAGGAUGUUCAACAGAAUAGCCUACAGAUGACGUGGGACUGAAAAUUCUUGGCCUCAAAGAUACCCCAGAGGACUGCACCUACACACAACACCAAUCUGUUAUGGAGACCAUAUGUGUGAGAUAAUCAGAUUUUAAAUAACAGAUACAGGGCCACGGCUGCCGCUGAGGACACUGAUGUGUUUUUACGCAUGACUCAUUUGAGUCAACAUAUCGGCUUAGUUUGAGGGAAAGUUGGACCUUUGACCUCAGUGUUUCUAAAUUUCAGACUACAGCUCUCCACGUGUUUUAUGUUCGAUCACAAGCAACAGGAAAAGCUUCAAACCUCUAAACCUGAACUGACAUGAGGGGCUAGGUCAACCCAGGCUCCUCUCAGGUUUUCAACAAAACCACAGCAAUAAUGUCAUGGCAUCCUAGAUCUGUGCCAGCUGUUAAUUAUAAGCUACACAGACUCACAGUGAGCUCAUCAUUGUAUAUUGUCGGCAAGACUGUAAUUAGCAGGUAUUGCUGCAUGUGCUACCUCGGCCUACUCAUCAAGCAUGGGAACAUGUCAGCAGCAGGAGUUUUCAAAGUUCGUCCACUGCCGACAUCAAACAUAAGGAUUAAACAUUAUCAUCAAGUUAGUGUUUCGGUUGAUACAUGUCUUUACAUUUAGUGAUCGACUGUGUCACUCCAGUGUUGUUGUUUUUUUUGUAUCACUCUGAGUUCAAAGGGCCUCAUGCAGGGAGUGUAAGGGAGGCACAGGGCAGUAUCCACGGUGACCGUUACCCACGCGUAACCACGGCAGCAGACCGUCAGCGGGGUAGAAUUUUUUAGUAACCACGGUGAUCACUGUAAGACCGAUUGAGUGACAUAAAUGCCCUUCUUUCUUUCUUUCUUUCCUUCUACUUCUCUCUCUCUCUCUCUCUCUCUCUCUAUCUCUCACUAUCUCUCUGUUUCUCUGUGUCUCUUUGUCUUACCCUGUUGACCUCCUCUGGUCACUUCUUCUCUUCAGUUGGUUGGAGCAGUUCUCUUGGUUCUGUCCAUCACAGAGCCCCUUGUCCUGCCACAGAUUCAAACGAGUUUUACUGUCAGCGACCCACACUGCCCCUAGUGGUCAAUUAGCAGAAAAGCAGCAGGUCAUAUACAUUUUCUCUCUUUAUUUUUAUUUUUUUGCUGAUUUCUUAUAGUUCUUUUGGACAUGAGCUCUCAUUCAUUUAACAGAGGUCACAUUGCUUAACCUGCCUUUGAUUCGGGUCAUGAAAGAAAUAAGCCGACAUUUCCGAGUCUUAAUGCAAGAGUGAGACCAAUAACUCCGGGUCAAUUUAGUGAAAUCAUUGAAUCGCACUGGGAAAUUUGAGACUGAUAAGUAGGACAAUUUAGCUAUGGCAAGCUUAAAAUGUACAAUUCUUAUCAAAAAUGCUAAAUAGGGUGCUUCAUGUGGUAGAUAAUGCAUCAAAUGAGAAAUUUAGAUCACGAGAUGUUAAAAUAAAUCAUAGACCCAGAUUUCUAAUAACAAUUAAAAAGGAACAGAGGAGAUUUCAGGACAUAGGCGUCCUCUUCUCUUUUUUUGAGACCAGAUAUCAGGUCAGAGUGCCAUUGGUGCAGUGCAGAUCGAGAUGGGAUGAGUUCCUCGAUCCCAGUAGGAAUCACAGCCACUUCAAACACAAUCUGCUGCUGAUUGAGCUGCAGCAGGCAUGAGACACACACAAAGGAGACACAGUCCCAGUUGUAUUCAUAUUCCUAAAGCCCCCCUGCUGCCCUGCAUCAGUGCAGUGGAUUUACCCUGACAGGUGCCUAUAGGAACAUAACCUGUCAGACUACACAAGUGCAUAUUACCGCUGUGUUUAGAUAUGGAGGCGGACAGAGUGAUGGAGAUGGAGUGAGAGAAGAGAGAUAGAAAGAUGGGAAGAGGGCUGUCAGUAACCAUGGUAGCAGUUUUUUUCUUAUUUUCUCCCCCAGUCAAAUUAACCUUUGAAAACCAUGUUUUUGUUAAUGAUGCACACGUUGCUGCUCUUUCAGGGCUGGUUGUCCUUUCGCUGCUCUAAGGAUUCCCUUUUAUGUGAGCAUGGAGAUAAGAGAGACAACAAUAAACACCAUCAGCUCACAGCGAGCAAUAGGAGUUGCACACACACACAGACACACACACACACACUCCAUGAAUUCAAAUUCGACUGGUCUGCUGUUUGAGCUGAAAACACAUGAUCUCGAACAGGGCUGGGCGAUGUUCCCAAAAAUGAUAUCACGAUACAACUUUGUCAAUAUCGAUAAUUAUCUUGAUUAAUGCUAACAACAUGUGGUGGACUUUUACCAUAUUGCUAUUGCUAAUGUAUGUAUUGUGAUAAUUAUUGAUAUUAUUUCAUAGUCCAGCCCUUAUUUCAAUAGAAGCUAACAAAUCUUUGUUUUUGCUUUUUAGGCCCAAAUCUUUCAUUAUCUUUUGCCCAAGUGGUGGAGGAGGUCUAUGAGUGAAAUUCAGUAUACCCUCCCUCUCUCUUUUUUCUCACAAUAUUCCAUUCCUGCUUUAUUUAUGGUGUGCACCGAUCCUCACGUGUUGUAAAGCCAUGUAAACCUCCCAUGUCCAUGCCAAUAUCCUCUUCUCCUGGCAUGUAUGUCUACAUAAGCAUGAUAAGUAUGCAGGUUUGCUAUGCUGACAGGUAGCCAUGUACAGACACAGUCUUCUUUUAGUAUAUAUUCAUCUUUUUUUAUCCAGGACAGAGCUUCUAUAUUUAGUAAAAGAGAUAAUGAGGAGGGCAGGAAACCAUAUAAUCGAAUUGGUCUUUUCUAAUCCAGUGAAACGUAUUUGUCCUGUCAGUUAGGUUGUUAUUUUUAAUCUUGACUUUAUGACUGUUUCUAAAUGAAUAGCUGUUAUAUAUGUUGAAGGACUAAAGGCCACAGGCCAGAGAUUAAAGUGCACUGGGAAGGUUUAUUGCAGAGUUUGCAUGAAUGAAGUCAGUGCUCAUGUGUGCAGCAAGAAUUGGAAACGUUUUUUUUUCCAAAAUGCUAAACACAAUGAAAAAGAAAAAUCGCCUGAGGACCUAUUAAAGUAACCCCUACUUGAUAUCUGUAAAAUACAGGCGACCCAGGCUGUUAACGAGUAAUAAUUUCAUAGACUAAAAACUUGCUUUGAUAAUGCAUUUUGGAAUAAGACCCAAUUCAAUUCAUGCUGUUAUUUUUCAAUCAACAUUGUAAACAAAAGAGAUUUAUUUGCAGUGACUGAACUGCUUGUUGAAUGAAAAUACUUGUCAUACACUGUAUAGGAGCAUAACAUUGCUAACACUUGAUACACAAAUCUUGUAUUUAUAUUGUUUAGCGUAUUUAAGUGUAUUAAUUUGAAGUAUAUAGGCUAAUAAGUCACUUUUUUAUACUGUGAAGCAGAUACAUGUAAUUGUUUUCUGUUGUUGCACAGCCACAUGAAGAUUCAUUACACUCUCUGAGGUCGAGGCAGGUCCAGGAUUGUACUGUAUGGGCAUGUCUUAUUGAAAAAUGAAUAACAGCGUUUCGGACUGGUUCUUGUUGAGUAUUUUAUCACUGUGUGUUUUAAGUUGUGUUGAAAACCCACAUGUCUUAGUGCAGUUUAUCAGAGAACGAUGAAUGUUAAAAUUCUUGUUCCUCUGUCCACAAUUUGCCUUCACUAUAAUCUCUUCUUUAAAAAAUUGUAUUGUUAAAACUGUCUCAUAACAAAGUCAGUUUGGUCAGAAUAAAGAAUGUUUAAAGACUAAAUUGCAGAUACCAGGUUUUCAGCCAAGAGCAUUUAGGGAAAAAACCUCAGAUUUAUUUCUUUAAAAAUUCCACAUUUUAUGGGAACAUGUAUUGUGUGUUGAUCUAUUUUUGGAUUGUGGUCCAGUGUCUUUUGUGCCUUAUUACGAUGACGAAUGUGUAUCUAAUCAUCUGGUUUUCUGACUGUUGUUGUAUCUGUAUCUGUUUAUGGUUGAGCAAUUGCGUCCAUCUGCCUGUCUUUUUCAUGUCCGUCAUGUCUUCCCGUGGCUCUCUGUCCGUGUUUCUGUCCAAUCAGGAGUCUAAGCAGAUUAAGUUCAUAAGCUGUUUCUGAAUCUUUCAGAAAUUUUCACAAAACAAAACAGUUGUUCAUCUGCUUUGAUACGCCCACAGCAUCAAGAAACACAGAAGUUCACAUGAAAGAGGACAUUCUGUCUCUGCUGCGGUGACUUUAAUGGAACGAUGACUAAAUAGCAUGUGGAGCGUGCCUGUUCUCCCUCAUUGAUUUCCAGCAGUGAACAACAGGAACCAGAUAUGGGGUUUAUGAGUCCAUCGCUGUUACUGUUUUGUAUUGAACGGCUGCAUUCCUUCUCCUUGUCCUUAUUUGUACAUGUUUGUGCUGGGAGGCUGUUGUAAAGGGGAAAGGAGGGGGGGGGGGGGGCAAUGCAUUUCAAAGUUCCUGAGUUAAUCCAGAAGUGUUCAGACAUUAAAUAAAUUCAUUGUGUCGGAUACUAUUUUAAAAAACAAAGUUGAGGCUAGUCUAGCCAAAACUAUGAAGUGGCAAAGCAUUCAAAUAUUCACAGUUGGCAAAUCCGGAGACAGAGUUUAACAUGGUUUGUCAUCACCCGCACUGUGUAUUGAAUCUAUUCUUCCCGUUUCAUGAAUGAACAAAAACUUAUUCAUACUUACUGGUAAAGAUGCAACAUCACCUUCAAGGAUUUUCGUCUGUGGAGGAAAACUCAGCUAUGGGAUGUAAAACCUCGGAAAUAGAAGAGUGAACUGUCAGGAAUACAGCAAUGCUCUUCCCAGCAGGACUAACAGUAUAAAUGUGUCAGAGUAAGAAGUGCUGAGGAAUAAAAUGACAUGCAGCAUCAAUACUCAUGAGAAGGGAGCUGGUGUUUUCAGGCAGCACAUCAUGGACCACAUGAAUAUCAUGUUACAUCACAUUCUGGAGUCUUCCUUAUAAAGUAAUGUGUUGUUUGAUUUAUUGCUGUUCUACGGGAUGACAUUUGAUUUGAAGGCGCUGAUACUCAACCUCAGCAGUUCUUCAUUAGUUGUAUAGCCGCGUUGGACAGUUUCAUUCAAGUGGAAAAACAUUGUAUAUAAGAUGUAUAUAGUCUACUGUAAUAAUGGACAUAUUCUCAAUUAAUGACGGACAAACUGCUUGUUACUAUCAUGUUCAUACUCACUGACAGAAUAAACGAUAUGACUGUUUAA